AUGGAACCACAGGCUUCAUUCCGCAGCCUGCCUCGCGAAAGCGAGAGUCGCGAGGAGCCAGCUCGCCAAAUUGUACCUCCAGAAUCUCUCGACAUCGCGUCUAUCAAGAACGAGGUGGAGACAGUGUUCAGUAUGGAACAACACCACCCAGCUGCAGUGGCUGCAGCCUUGGGAAGAGUUCUGGCUGCUAUGAAAGACAGCAUGGACCGCGUGGACCACAUGGACCGUAUGGACAACGUCGGGCAAUCAGCAGCUGAAAUUGCGGCGAGUUUGAAGUACCUGAAUUCUGUACUCAUUCCUCUGAACGACCUCGACCUUUGGCACAAACAACCUCGCAACGUCUUCAGAGAUAUACAUAUGGGCGAGUAUACCUUGCUUGGGCUUCUGUCACCACUUGCACUCGGCACAUUUCAUACCAUUUCUUCCGGGCCGGCUGGAAUACAGUACCUCCACAUGAGGGGCCAGCCGGGUGCCGAUGGCGUUCCGGAAAAGGCUAUACCUAUUGCUGGCGAUGAUGUUGAUGGUGUCAAGAACGAGCUCACGGAAACCAAUCUGACAAAUUCUAUUUCCAGAUUCAUCCGAAAAGGAUAUAAGCUUGUGCGUCGGCCUCAGAUCGUUUUCCAAGGAAUCGAACUGGAGGAGCGGGAAAUGAUGCUUAUUCUCUCCUGCACAACCCCCAUUAUUGUACAGGACGUGAGGGGUAAAGAAAGCUCGGUAUUCAUUGCUGGUCAAGUAUCAAGGGCUACAUUACAAUGGCUAUGUGACGAGCUCGAAGUGGAAUUUGAGUCGAAUGAACGAGAUUCAAUAGCUGAAACUUUUGUACACCCUAAAUUUCAUAGCUGGCAAUCAUAUGGCAACAUGGCUGGUGCCAGACGGAAACACCUGACCAACUCCUGUUGGCGUGACACGGGUACAGAUCUCCAAAUCUGA
This is a messenger RNA of Exophiala oligosperma, 930 nucleotides long. RefSeq lists its product as uncharacterized. Lineage: Eukaryota; Fungi; Ascomycota; Eurotiomycetes; Chaetothyriales; Herpotrichiellaceae. The record is from RefSeq and is a predicted model, not a curated record. The coding region runs from base 1 to 930 and encodes 309 amino acids. The transcript has a single exon.